GCCCCGCCAGACAAAGUGGCUAGCUGCGACGUGACUGGUCCGCCGUGCGGUUGCCGCAGCCAACGAACCCGGCGUCUGCAAAGGACCCGAGCCGGACGCCCCCCGGGCGCCGAGGAAGCGCGGCCCGCGUACUCUGGGCGCCGCAACCUACACAUAACGAUACUAGAUUUGCACUGCACCUCGGAAUCCAUCUACACCUAAAAUGCCACCUGCAAUUGGAGGACCAGUCGGAUACACCCCCCCAGACGGAGGCUGGGGGUGGGCCGUGGUAGUUGGAGCUUUCAUUUCUAUCGGCUUCUCUUACGCGUUUCCCAAGUCCAUCACUGUCUUCUUUAAAGAAAUUGAAGUUAUAUUCAGCGCGACCACCAGUGAAGUGUCAUGGAUAUCGUCCAUCAUGCUGGCCGUCAUGUAUGCCGGAGGUCCUAUCAGCAGUAUCCUGGUAAACAAAUAUGGCAGCCGUCCAGUAAUGAUUGCUGGUGGCUGCUUGUCUGGUUGUGGCUUGAUCGCAGCUUCUUUCUGUAACACAGUGCAGGAACUUUACUUGUGCAUUGGUGUCAUUGGAGGUCUUGGGCUCGCUUUUAACUUGAACCCAGCUCUGACCAUGAUUGGCAAGUAUUUCUACAAGAAGCGACCAUUGGCCAAUGGACUGGCCAUGGCAGGGAGCCCCGUGUUCCUCUCUACCCUGGCUCCACUUAAUCAGGCUUUCUUUGGUAUUUUUGGCUGGAGAGGAAGUUUCCUAAUUCUUGGGGGCCUCCUGUUAAACUGUUGUGUAGCUGGGUCCCUGAUGCGACCAAUAGGGCCCACACCAGGCAAGGUAGAAAAACUGAAGUCUAAAGAAUCUCUUCAGGAGUCUGGAAAGUCUGAUGCAAACACAGAUCUCAUCGGAGGAAAUCCCAAAGAAGAAAAGCGAUCGGUCUUACAAACAAUUAAUAAAUUCCUAGACUUGUCCCUGUUUGCCCACAGGGGCUUUUUGCUGUACCUGUCUGGCAAUGUGGUCAUGUUUUUUGGACUCUUUACCCCUUUGGUCUUUCUUAGUAACUAUGGUAAGAGUCAGCAUUUUUCCAGUGAGAAGUCAGCCUUCCUCCUUUCCAUUCUGGCUUUCGUUGAUAUGGUAGCCAGACCUUCCAUGGGACUUGCAGCCAACACCAAGUGGAUCAGACCUCGGAUCCAGUACUUCUUUGCUGCUUCUGUGAUUGCGAAUGGAGUGUGCCAUUUGCUAGCGCCUUUGUCUACAAGCUACGUUGGAUUCUGUAUCUACGCCGGCGUCUUUGGGUUUGCCUUUGGUUGGCUCAGCUCCGUAUUAUUUGAAACAUUGAUGGACCUCGUUGGACCCCAGAGGUUCUCCAGUGCUGUGGGCUUGGUGACCAUUGUGGAAUGCUGUCCUGUCCUCCUAGGGCCACCACUUUUAGGCCGCCUCAAUGACAUAUAUGGAGAGUACAAAUACACAUACUGGGCCUGUGGCGUGAUCCUCAUCAUCGCAGGCGUCUAUCUCUUCAUUGGCAUGGGCAUCAACUACCGACUUGUGGCCAAAGAACAGAAAGCAGAGGAGAAGCAAAAAAGGGAAGGCAAAGAAGACGAGAACACAGAUGUUGAUGAGAAGCCAACGGAGGCAACCAAAGCAGCACAGUCGCCACCGCAGCAGAGUAGCCCCGGAGACCCCGCAGAGGAGGAGAGUCCUGUCUGACCUGGGCAGCGUGACCAGAGCAGUGUGUGUGACCCAAGACAUCGAAACCAUCCUGCUGGCCUCUAGUCUACCAGUGGUGCUCAAUGCAGACAGUGGACAUUGUGUGAAAAAUCUACCAGGUGUUCAUUGGUGGAAUUUUUUUUUUCACUCCUUACCAAUCCCUGAAUUUAAAAUAUACUAUGCUUUAGGUAGGGAGUGGUUGGCAAAGGAUAUGGGAAAGAAGUAGGGAUUUUGUUUUGUUUUGUUUUGUUUUGUUUUAAUCUUAGCUUUCAACAGUGUCAUGAAGAUUAUAAUAUGUGCCUUAUUAAGUUUUAGUUUUUAGAACUCUUUAGAGAGCCUUAACUUUUAAAACCAUUCUGCUAAAUUCAUCUAUUUUAAAUGUCAUUUUAAAACAAAAGAUAACAACUAGCUUGCUUGAGGUAACUCUAA
Messenger RNA from Acomys russatus (golden spiny mouse), 2113 nucleotides. RefSeq names its product solute carrier family 16 member 1 (gene Slc16a1). Gene Ontology annotation, molecular function: monocarboxylic acid transmembrane transporter activity. The record is from RefSeq and is a predicted model, not a curated record. The transcript has 5 exons. The coding region runs from base 203 to 1684 and encodes 493 amino acids. Gene Ontology annotation, biological process: transmembrane transport; monocarboxylic acid transport. NCBI's taxonomy places the organism in Eukaryota, Metazoa, Chordata, Mammalia, Rodentia, Muridae. Gene Ontology annotation, cellular component: membrane.